This is a messenger RNA of Cimex lectularius (bed bug), 1647 nucleotides long. RefSeq lists its product as uncharacterized. Lineage: Eukaryota; Metazoa; Arthropoda; Insecta; Hemiptera; Cimicidae. Bases 1123 to 1353 code for a protein of 76 amino acids. The record is from RefSeq and is a predicted model, not a curated record. The transcript has 2 exons.
AAAUGUCAUGUACUCACGAUUCUAAUUAAUGGCCACUUUCAUUCAUACGAAUUAAGGAGGCUCACCUUUCUCUUGGUGAUUAUUGUCACUAUUUCUUUUAGGCGAAUGUCAAUGCGGUAAGAAGGACCAUCAUGUACUCUAUGGUACUUAUUUUAUUAGUAUUUAUAAACAAUAAAUAUUUAGGUUUGAAAAAAGAGAACUCAUAACACUUUGUUUCUUUAACAUUUUAUUUUAGAGUAAUAAAUUUCCUCUCUUGCUACAGUUUCUCUACUGCUCGCCAUGAUGGCAGCAUCAUUUAAAUACAAAAAGGUCAAAAUGCUUACUUUUACCAAUUUUCUUAAGUAUUUCAGCGUUUCAGUAAUUUAAAUUUUUUUUUUACAUUUUGGGUACAAUUUCUGGAGCGAUCAGUAUCUGAGAUCUAAUAGAAAUAUAAAAUGUAAUGUUUAGGGAUGGUUAGGGUGGGUACAUUAGUACAUCCCUAAAUGUAAUGUAAACACAAUGAAAUGUAAAAACAACUGGUGAAAAUUUAAAAAAAUACUUUUUCAACUUUUCAGCUAAAUGAGGUUUCAGAAAUGGCCAUAAAAAUGUCCAAAUGUUAUAAAAAAAAUUAUGGCCAAAUAAAAUUUACAUGACUCGUCGGCUUCAAAUAACGUCAAUUUUGGCUUAUUUUUCUAGAGUAAUUUAGAGUGAAAAUAGGUUGCGAUAAUGAAUGAAAAAAAAACUAUUUAAUUGUUUUGAGCUCAAAGGAGGAUGUCAGAAAUGAUCAUAAAUACACUGAAAAAUGACCACUUGGAAUAACAAAAUGGCGGCCUAAACCAAGUUUCCCUCUAGUACUGUUUAGGACUUUUGGACAAAAAGGCACUUUUUGAACUGUAAAAAAAAACUCUUUUUUCAAAAGGAAAUCGCUUAAAAAUUAUAAAAGGAAGAAAAAUGUCAUUGAGAGGAAAAGCAUAACUGUACAAAAAUUAAAUUCAACCUAAAAAGAGAAAAGGUAAAAAAAAUGUUUGGGUAUGUUUUUGUUCCGAUCGACAAGGCCGUGGUGGGGUGGUAAAUCGAUUGUGGUGAGGUGCCGCCCCCGGGGGCGAGGGAGUUGCCGUGGGGAGGCGGCCGCUGAACGCCAACAUGCUCACCCCCGUCUACGACUUCCUCAGCCUCCUCUACGCCAUCUUCCUCGGCGAAGAUCCCACAGCCGAAGACUACCUCCUCCUCGUCGGUACGAUAGUGGCUUUCGUCGCGUUUAUCCUCUGGUGCUGCUUCCCAGUCGUGCCGAAGGACCCGCAGUCGCCGAAGCAGUAUGACUGGCAGGGUCACUACACACAGUACAAAAAGCACGACUCACCACAUCCAGGAUGAAAGGGAAAAACCGCAUUCUUUUAUCCACCCUCGUCCACAAACUCUUGUGUAUAAGAUGAGGUCUGGAGGUGAAAGAUCUUUAAAAACAGUUUUAUUAUUUUUGAUUUAAACAAUAAAGAUAAAACGAAGGCCUAUGCCAGUUUAUUUUUUCAAGCUCGUCGUGCGAAGAAAGUAUCUGCAUCAAUUUCAAGAUUUUUGCUUUCUUUUCUUUUUUUAUAAUAUAUUUGUAUGAAUGUUUUGUCUAUGUAAAUACAACUUGGUAAAUAUUAGCAUAAUAAAUAAAAUAUAAUUGUU